GCCCGCCUCCCGGCGACGCGCACGCGCGCCAGGCCCGACGCGCACCCUCUCGCUUUCCUCCGGCCCGUGAGACCCCCUCCCCUUCCGCCUCGCGGCGCUCCCUCGCGCCGCGGUCUUCUCUACCUAUCCCCGGCUCCGCGGGGCUCCCCCCCCCCCCCCCGGCCCGCCCGCCAACGGCGGGUCCCCGGCUUCCCGAUCCCCUCCGCUUCCCGCGCUCCCCGGCGGGGCUCCAACCCCGGCCCCCUCUCUCCCUCCCUUCCCUCUUCAUUCCCUUUCCGGACGCUGCCAUCAUGUUGAAGCCUCAGCCGCCACAACAGACCUCCCAACCCCAGCAGCCGCCCCCCACGCAACAGGCCGUAGCCCGCCGGCCUCCCGGCGGCACCAGCCCUCCCAACGGCGGCCUCCCGGGGCCGCUGGCCGUCACGGCGGCUCCGCCGGGGCCUCCCGUCACCGCCUCCCCCUGCCUGGGGCCCGCGGCUGGGAGCGGGCUGCGCCGGGGAGCCGAAGGCAUCUUAGCGCCGCCGCCGCCGCCGCCGCAUCAGGAGAGGCCGGGGGCCGCCGCCAUCGGCAGCGCCAGGGGACAGAGCACAGGAAAGGGACCCCCACAGUCACCCGUGUUUGAAGGUGUCUAUAAUAAUUCCAGGAUGCUGCAUUUCCUGACAGCUGUGGUGGGCUCCACUUGUGAUGUAAAGGUGAAGAAUGGCACUACCUAUGAAGGCAUUUUCAAGACUCUGAGCUCAAAGUUUGAGCUGGCAGUAGAUGCUGUGCACCGGAAAGCAUCUGAGCCAGCGGGUGGCCCUCGUCGUGAGGACAUUGUAGACACCAUGGUGUUUAAGCCAAGUGAUGUCAUGCUUGUCCACUUCCGAAAUGUUGACUUCAAUUAUGCUACUAAAGACAAGUUCACUGAUUCAGCCAUUGCUAUGAACUCAAAGGUAAACGGCGAGCACAAAGAGAAGGUGCUUCAGCGCUGGGAGGGUGGUGACAGCAACAGCGAUGACUAUGAUCUCGAGUCUGACAUGUCCAAUGGAUGGGACCCCAAUGAAAUGUUCAAAUUCAAUGAGGAGAACUAUGGCGUGAAGACCACCUAUGACAGCAGUCUCUCCUCUUACACGGUGCCCUUAGAAAAAGACAACUCAGAAGAGUUCCGUCAGCGGGAGCUGCGUGCAGCCCAACUGGCUCGAGAAAUUGAGUCGAGUCCCCAGUAUCGCCUACGGAUCGCCAUGGAAAAUGAGGAUGGGCGCACAGAGGAAGAAAAGCAUAGUGCAGUCCAGCGGCAGGGGUCAGGGCGGGAGAGCCCCAGCCUGGCAUCCAGGGAGGGGAAAUAUAUCCCUUUGCCUCAACGAGUUCGGGAAGGUCCCCGGGGAGGAGUUCGGUGUAGCAGUUCUCGAGGCGGUCGGCCUGGCCUUAGUUCACUGCCACCUCGUGGUCCUCAUCACCUAGACAACAGCAGCCCCGGCCCAGGGUCUGAGACUCGUGGUAUCAAUGGAGGUCCCUCCCGCAUGUCUCCCAAGGCACAGCGGCCUCUGAGAGGUGCUAAGACUCUGUCUUCACCUAACAGUAGGCCUUCCGGAGAAGCUUCUGUUCCACCCCCUGCUGCAGCUCUCCCUUUUCUUCCAGUGGGACGGAUGUACCCCCCACGCUCUCCCAAGUCUGCUGUCCCUGCCCCAAGCUCAGCUCCUUGUCCUGAGCCUCCCAUUGGCUCGGCAGUAGCAACUUCUGCAGCCUCCAUCCCUGUCACGUCAGUUGUGGAUCCUGGAGCAGGCUCUAUCACCCCAGCUUCUCCGAAGAUCUCACUGGCCCCCACAGAUGUAAAAGAACUCCCACCCAAGGAGCCUGGCAGGACCCUGGAGCCCCAGGACCUGGCCCGGAUAGCUGGGAAAGUCUCUGGCCUUCAAAAUGAACAGAAACGAUUUCAACUGGAAGAACUAAGGAAGUUUGGGGCCCAGUUCAAGCUGCAGCCCCCCAGCUCCCCUGAGACCAGCCUGGAUCCUUUUUCUCCCCGGAUCUUAAAGGAGGAGGCCAAAGGGAAGGAGAAGGAGGUCGAUGGUCUAUUAACUUCAGAGUCCAUGGGGUCUCCAGUCUCCUCGAAGACAGAGUCCGUAUCGGAUAAAGAAGACAAAGCACCUCUAGCAUCAGCAGGAGGCGCUGAGGGUUCGGAGCAGCCUCCACCACCUUGCCCGAGCCAGACUGGCAGCCCCCCAGUGGGCCUUAUCAAGGGAGAUGACAAAGAUGAGGGCCCUGUUGCUGAACAAGUAAAGAAAUCAACGUUGAACCCCAACGCCAAGGAGUUUAACCCCACAAAGCCUCUAUUAUCUGUGAACAAAUCUACCAGUACUCCAACUUCUCCAGGGCCUCGCACUCACUCAACUCCCUCCAUCCCGGUGCUGACAGCAGGCCAGAGUGGGCUCUACAGCCCACAGUACAUCUCCUACAUACCUCAGAUCCAUAUGGGACCAGCUGUGCAGGCACCUCAGAUGUAUCCGUAUCCUGUAUCCAAUUCAGUGCCUGGGCAGCAGGGCAAGUACCGGGGUGCAAAAGGCUCUCUCCCCCCUCAGCGCUCGGACCAACACCAGCCAGCCUCAGCCCCUCCCAUGAUGCAGGCGGCCGCUGCUGCUGGCCCACCCUUGGUGGCUGCCACACCUUACUCUUCCUACAUCCCUUACAAUCCGCAGCAGUUCCCCGGCCAGCCUGCAAUGAUGCAGCCUAUGGCCCACUACCCCUCACAGCCGGUGUUUGCCCCCAUGCUUCAAAGCAACCAACGUAUGCUAACGUCGGGUAGCCACCCCCCGGCCAUUGUGUCAUCCUCCACUCCUCAGUACCCUUCUGCAGAGCAGCCCACCCCCCAAGCCCUCUAUGCCACUGUUCACCAGUCCUAUCCACACCAUGCCACGCAGCUCCAUGCUCACCAGCCGCAGCCGGCCACCACGCCUACUGGGAGCCAGCCGCAGUCCCAGCAUGCGGCCCCCAGUCCCGUCCAGCAUCAGGCGGGACAGGCCCCACACCUGGGCAGUGGACAGCCACAGCAGAAUCUGUACCACCCCGGGGCCCUGACAGGCACGCCACCAUCUCUGCCACCGGGACCUUCUGCCCAGUCCCCUCAGAGCAGCUUCCCCCAGCCAGCCGCUGUAUAUGCCAUCCAUCCCCACCAGCAGCUGCCCCACGGCUUCACCAACAUGGCCCAUGUUACCCAGGCCCAUGUCCAAACUGGAGUCACAGCAGCCCCGCCCCCACACCCUGGGGCUCCCCACCCGCCCCAGGUGAUGCUGCUGCACCCCACCCAGGGCCAUGGGGGGCCCCCCCAAGGCGCAGUACCCCCGAGUGGGGUACCUGCACUCUCAGCUUCCACACCCUCACCCUAUCCCUACAUCGGACACCCCCAAGGUGAGCAGCCUGGCCAGGCGCCUGGAUUUCCAGGAGGAGCCGAUGACAGGAUUCUAUGUAGGGUGGGCAGAAGCCACAGUCGCCGCCGCCAGGGGCUUGCUCCUGGCUCUGUCCUUUGCUUCCCUCCGUCCUCGCUCAGUUGUGAUCCAGCAGCCCCCCUCCCCACUGCCUCCCCAGCUCUCAGUGACCCCGACUGUCUCCUGACUUAGCCGAGGUAAGGUCAGCGCAGCAGACAGGGCCAGACUGGGGUGUGGGGGGCUGAGCUGGGCACACGAGUAAGGGCUCUGGCUUACUGGGAAACAGCGAUUGACCUGUGCUUCUGACCAGCCCCAUGAGACACCUUAAGGAGGCCGCUCCUCCCCACUCCUCCCCAGCCCCCCGGACGCAUUGAUGGAGGGACAGCUGCUCGGGUUCUAAUGCUCCUGCUCUCUUCUCUUUCCCCUCCAACCAGUUCAAUCUCAUCCCUCCCAGCAGCUCCCCUUCCACCCCCCGGGGAACUGAAGAUUGUCCUGGCCGCGACCUGAGACCUCCAUGAGCGGAGGGAAGAGUGAUCUAUGUCUCUUCCCCCAGCAGCUCGGACCAGUCCCAGCCCCCCACCCCACCCCCCCAAAUUCCCCUUUCCCCAGGGGAGCUGGGGAAUUCCUGCCAAGCACCUUGAAUGGGAGAGACCUUGAAGUGGGCAAGGCCAGGGUCCCGCAGGGGUGGGGGAGGUUCCUGCUCUGCCCCUGCCAGUUCCCACCUAACCUUGCCCUCCCAUCUUUUCAUCUAUUCCCCCCGCUGGAGACGGAAGAUCUUUUAUUUUCUAUUAUUUAUAACUACAAACUUGGGCCCCUCUGUUCUUUUCUUCCCCAUUAACUUGAGACCUGCGUGAGAGACAGACAGAUGCCCCACAAGGAUGGUUGGACAAGGACUUUUACUUUUUAUUACAUAAAAAUAUUAAAAAAAAAUAAAAAAAAUAAAAUUUUAAACUAACUUAA
Molecule: messenger RNA, 4358 nt
Organism: Dipodomys spectabilis (banner-tailed kangaroo rat)
Lineage: Eukaryota; Metazoa; Chordata; Mammalia; Rodentia; Heteromyidae
Gene: Atxn2l
Product: ataxin 2 like
Exons: 23
Coding region: 291-3590 (1099 amino acids)
Biological process (GO): cytoplasmic stress granule assembly
Cellular component (GO): cytoplasmic stress granule
Molecular function (GO): RNA binding
Source: RefSeq, a predicted model, not a curated record